Messenger RNA from Rana temporaria (common frog), 3670 nucleotides. RefSeq names its product tetratricopeptide repeat domain 13 (gene TTC13). The transcript has 23 exons. Bases 63 to 2576 code for a protein of 837 amino acids. The record is from RefSeq and is a predicted model, not a curated record. Gene Ontology annotation, molecular function: protein binding. Lineage: Eukaryota; Metazoa; Chordata; Amphibia; Anura; Ranidae.
GCAAAGCAGUGGGCGUGACUUAGGGCGGUGUGUGUACACACAAGUGUACUGUGAGGGGGAGAAUGAUGGCACCUGGCUUGGGUGUGCUGUGCGUUUUGCUACUACUAGUGGCCGAGGGACCCGGGGUGUCUGGGAGUGGGGGUGGGGGAGACAGUAGCCUGCACCAAUCAUCUCCACUCUUCAACCCGGACCUGGGCAGACAUGCGGGGGGCUGCAGUCAUAGGGACCCCGAGUCUGACUCCGCUUGGGACCUGGAGGAAUGUGAUUCAGCAUUUCUUACCUUCCGUGCUAUGGACUGUGAACCAAGAGGAUCACCAGCUUGUGAAUCUAUAGUUUCACGAAAUACAGAAAAAAUCUUGAGCCAAGCCAAAUCUCUGGCUGAACAAAGGAGACUACCUUUUGUCACUGAAGAUGAUGAUAUAAACGAAGAGUUGGCUAUAGGAUACGUGUUAAUAGGGAGUGGCCUGCAUGAUGAAGCAAUUAAACAUUUCUCAUCCAUGCUUCAGGAUGAUGCUGAGCUUGUAAGUGCUAUAUAUGGCAGAGGAAUAGCAUAUGGCAAAAAAGGAUUACAAGACAUAAAAAAUGCAGAAUUAGCAUUAUUUGAACUCAGUCGGGUUAUCAGCUUGGAACCUGAUCAUCCAGAAGUAUUUGAGCAGAGAGCAGAAAUAUUGUCUCCCCUGGGACGGAUUAGUGAGGCACUGAGUGACCUGACUAGAGCUAUCCAGCUACAGCCAUCAGCACGAUUAUAUAGGCAUAGAGGAACACUUUAUUUUAUAUCUGAGGAUUACAUUGCAGCUCAUGAGGAUUUUCAGCGCUCCCUAGAACUGAACCAGAACCAACCAAUUGCAGUUUUAUACAAGGGCUUGACAUUUUUCCACAGAGGACUGCUGAAGGAAGCUAUUGAGUCAUUUAAAGAAGCCUUGAAGCAGAAAUCAAACUUUAUUGAAGCAUAUAAAAGCCUUGGUCAAGCUUACAGGGAACUUGGUAAUUUUGAAGCCGCCAUGGAAAACUUCCAAAAAGCCUUAAUGCUGAAUCAGAAUCAUGUACAGACACUUCAGCUAAGAGGCAUAAUGCUUUACCAUCGUGGCAGUCUACAAGAAGCAUUAACAAACUUUAAGCGAUGUUUGCAGCUGGAACCCUAUAAUGAAGUCUGCCAAUACAUGAAAGGACUCGGCCAUGUCUCUAUGGGGCAUUUCUAUGAAGGAAUUAAAGCUCAGACCAAAGUAAUGUUAAAUGAUCCACUACCUGGUCAGAAGGCAAGCCAGGAGUAUUUAAAAGUAAAGUACUUAAGAGAGUACUCUCGCUAUUUGCAUUCACAUCUUGACACUCCAGUGACUGAAUAUAAUAUUGAUUCUGAUCUGCCUGGAAACUUUAAAGAUCACUGGGCAAAAAAUCUCCCCUUUUUAAUAGAAGAUUAUGAGGAACAGCCAGGACUACAACCUCACAUAAAAGAUGUUUUGCCUCAUAAUUUUGAAAGCUACAAACCAGAAAUACAGGAACUUGUAUGUGUAGCAGAUCGCCUGGGAGCUUUAAUGCAGUAUGAAACAUUGGGAUUUCUUCCAAAUAGGAGAAUUCACAGAGCAAUGGGUUUGGCUGCUCUUGAAGUCAUGCAGGCAGUGCUGAGGUCUUGGACAAACUCAAAAGUGCGAAUUAAUGGGAAAACCAGACUAAUGCAGUGGAGAGAUAUGUUUGACAUUGCAGUUAAAUGGAGAAGGAUUGCAGAUCCUGAUCAGUCUGUUCUAUGGUUAGAUGAAAUGCCAGCUCAGAGUCUCAUCAGGGGCUUCAACAAUCACAUCAACCUCAUCAGAGGUCAGGUAAUCAACAUGCGAUACGUGGAAUAUUUUGACAAGAUUUUAAGCUUUAUAAAGGAAAGAAUUCUUAUAUUUCACAGUGCCAACAAUCCAAGAGGUAUAUUGGAUGUCAAAGAGGCAUUGGAGAAGGUUCAAAAGGUAGAAGAUCUUUUACCAAUAAUGAAGCAGUUAAACAGCAAAACAAGAGAUGGGUUCACAGUGAACACAAAAGUUCCCAGCCUCAAAGAUCAAGGGAAAGAAUAUGAUGGAUUCACAAUAACUAUAACAGGAGAUAAAAUUGGUAACAUAUUGUUCUCAGUGGAGACUCAGACAACAGAGGAAAGGACACAAUUGUACCAUGCAGAGAUGGAAUCUCUUUAUAAGGAUCUCACUGCUAAGGGAAAAGUAUUGGUGCUUUCUACAGAGCUGGGAGAGGCAGAUGUUGUGUGUGAACUCAUUCUGUCAUUGGUGUAUUAUUUCUACAAUUUAGUGCCACUCUCCAGGGGAUCCAGCGUGGUCGCGUAUUCUGUAAUUAUGGGCGCUCUGAUGGCCAGUGGCAAAGAAGUCACUGGAAAAAUUCCAAAAGGAAAGCUGGUUGAUUUUGAAGCCAUGACCGCACUGGGAACUGAAGCAUUUAGCAAAACUGCAAAAAGCUGGGUGAACCUUACAAGCUUGGAUCCAUCAUUCAAAACCCUCCCAUCUGUGUCUGAAUCGUUUCCUACACUGAGAGCAAUGAUUGAAGUUCUGAACACCGACUCAUCCCUCAGUUGCAUCAAGAAGUCAUGACAGCUUAAUUUAUUUAUACAUUUAACAGGCAGGGACAUUAUGCUGAUUAAUUUAUUCCAUUUUUUUUAUCAAUGUGCCAUUAUGAACAAUUUGGGUACUUUGCCACUUUUGAUACCUUUCUUUUUAUAAAGCUACGAAGUUAAACUUGAACUGGUAUUUCUGCCACUGAAUAUAAAAUGUAGCAGCCUGAACAAACCAAAAUGUCUGACUAUAAUGUGAAGUCAACAAAAAACUACUGACACUUGGGAGAAUUGGAUUUUUUUGGGAUAUUUUAUUUAAGUCAUGUUCUUAUUUAAGCUAAUUUUAAAGCUGAACUCCAGGAAAACCUUUAAAUACACAGUUUUAAUAUACUGCAUGUGCUGUUUUACUUGCCCAGAGGACGGAGUGAUCGAACAUCGCUGAUCACUCGGUUCUGACCGCUCCCCGAGCAGAGAGCUGUGGACUGUCAGUCAAAGCUCUUUGCUAUGCUCCCUCUUCGCUCAUUGAAGCACUGGGCUUUGGCGGGAGCAGCUGGUACAACGGCUCGCUGAGAGGCUGAGCCGGGUGACAGUCCAGGCACCUGGUGGAUCCAGACUCCAUUGUCGCAUUGACGUGAUGUCUUGACAGACUUUUGUGACGUCAGCAGAGAGCGGACUUCAGCCUGCUCUCUGCUGAAAACGGGUUAUAAGAGUUCAAAACGAAUUGUAUUCCUUACAGCUUGGUCACAGACCUACCCCAUCCUGCUAAAAUAAAUAGGCAUCAUAUUUAUUACGUUUUAACACUUUUUGUCAGCAAUAUCUAUGGUUGGAUUAACAGCACUGCCAAGUUAAACACAAUUAAUUAAUGAAUAUAUAACUGGCAAAAAAAAGUACAGUAUUUUAUUUCCACCAGGAGUUCGGCUUUAAAGCAGUUGUUACAUUGUUUUUUUAAAUUUAUAAUAGUUUUGCUUUGGGUAACAAUUUUCUUUAUGCAAUCAAAAAUGGGUGCAAAUUUUCUUUAUUUUCUUCCUGAUAAUUGUUAAGAAGGUUUGGUUGUGAAGGCAUUAUUUUUUGUCCUGUUUUAAAUUAAAUCUAAAUAAAAAUUGCUAAUGUGAAUAAACAUUAACUGAGAUAUAA